AUGGUGAAGAAAGCAAAAAAGACACUGGAAUUUGAUUUGAACAUGCUUCAAGUGUUCAAGAAGGUUGAGGUAACCAUACCACUUCUUAAUGCUAUUCAACAAAUUCCAAAGUAUGCAAAAUUUUUGAAAGACUUGUGUACACACAAGGAUAGGAUAGGAGAAUUGGAAACAUUAUCCUUGGGUAGUUCAAUUUCUUCCUUGAUGGAACCUAUUCCAAAUAAAUAUGGUGACCCUGGGCCUUGUUUGGUGUCUUGUUGUAUUGGUGGACGCACUUUUCAUGAUUGUAUGUGUGACCUUGGAGCUUGUGUGAGCAUUAUGCCACUUUCUACCUUUGUGCGGUUGAAUUUAGCUCCAUUAAAGAAGUCGGCGGCGAGGUUUGCCUUAGCCGAUAAAAGUGUGAUCACGGUAACAGGAAGAGCCAAAGAUGUUCUUGUGGCGAUCAAGGAUUUCGUUUUUCCGGUUGACUUUUACAUCCUUGAAAUGCCUCCAACAAAAAAUAGAAGCUCAUCCUCCGUUCUACUUGUGGUAGCAGAAGUGCAAGAAGAAGACCAUAACAAGUUGUGCUACCAUAUUGUUGAAGAGACGGAUGACCAAGAGGGUGAACAUGAGAAAGUUGUUGAGAAUGAACUCCGUGAGCUUGACAAAAAGGAACCUCAGCUUGAGGCAAAGAGUGAAUUGAAGCCUCUUUCAUCUCAUUUGAAGUAUGCUUUCUAA
Molecule: messenger RNA, 714 nt
Organism: Arachis stenosperma
Lineage: Eukaryota; Viridiplantae; Streptophyta; Magnoliopsida; Fabales; Fabaceae
Exons: 2
Coding region: 1-714 (237 amino acids)
Source: RefSeq, a predicted model, not a curated record